CGCCCUCUAAGCUCGUGCGCGCUUUUUCCUUCUCUGGCGUCGUCAAUGGCGUUGUGACAACAACGAACGAAUGUUGAGAAGCGCUUUGCAAAGCUUGCCUAGAGAUGCCCGCUAAUUGUUCGGCGUGCAAAAACCGAUCGAAUAAUGGCAGCAAAACGACCUUUCACAAGUUUCCAGCGAAAGACGAGGAAUGCCUCAAGAAAUGGGUCGCAUUUGUGUCUAAAGCAAGGGGCAAAGGCCUCUGGAAGCCCACCGUAAACAGCAAGUUGUGCUCGAUACAUUUUGAGCCGAACUGUUUUCGUCACUUCAACGGUCGUGUGUACCUCAACACUGGAGCUGUGCCUACUGUCGUCGAGAUCCCUGAACAUCUGCAGAAAGGCACGCGAUGUGCGAGAGAAAGCGAUGCUUCGUCAUCAAGGGUUGUUUCACCUUCGCCAGAGAGGGAAGAGGACAUAUUCGUACCGGGGGUUGUGGAAGAGAGGGCAUUCGACUAUGAGGGCAAUCCCUUGAACAGCGAGCCCGUUAAGGUCGCCAAGCUGCACCUUUCCCGCCUAGACGACGAACAACUGCGCAAAGCAGUAGCUUCGCCGGCGAAACUGACGACCGUUGGCCAGCGAAUGAGCGCCGAAGCCAAGGAAGCGGACGGCAAACGGCCUAUCAUCGUCCACGUCACGUCUCUAACCAACAACGAUCCGGGGAGUCGACCAUCGCGCCUGAAGAGGCUUCCCGAGAAGUUGCGCUCGGGCGACUUCGACAACGACUUCGGCGAAGAACCUCCGAAGAAGACGGCCCGACUCGAAUCGAACCUGGACGACACAACGGAGACUGGAGGAAUCAGCGACGAUGACGAUCUUGGCGACGAGUCCGAGGACGUGGAUGCGCCGGGUCUAGACGAGGACGAGUAUGAAGAAGGAAGUGAUGGCGAGUCCGCGGAGCCACCCACAGCGUACAGGUCUCAGGCCAUAAAAACCGCUGCUUUGGACGAAAAGGCAACACCAGUGGCCGCGCCAAAGUCUACGGGUGGCGGACCCACGGCUGGAACUCUCGUGGAGCUCUGUACUCAGCUUGACGAGCAGCGCAUCAAAAACGAGGAGCUGACCAAGCAAUUGGCCAAGGCCAAGGUGGUAAUUGAAAACCAGAACAGGAACAUCGAAGCUUUGGAAGACGUUAUAAACAAUCUUCGACAGAGGAUUGUGGCCAUGAGCAAGAAGUGCAGUGCGACUGCAGAACCAGCGGAAGUCAGUGCAGAAUCGAAAGAGUGAUCGGCCCGUACAUAUAACAGGGGAACUCAGAUUGUUACCGGCUUUUAUUUCUUUUGUUUUUGUUGCUCUUUAGGACUGCCAAAAAACAUGUCCCAGGAGGAAGAAAGUUGCUGCAUGUCUUGUCAUGUUUUUCCAUGUUAUGGUCUACCCUCAUUAAACUAAGUAACACAGUCA
This is a messenger RNA of Rhipicephalus sanguineus (brown dog tick), 1436 nucleotides long. Its product is annotated as THAP domain-containing protein 5. NCBI's taxonomy places the organism in Eukaryota, Metazoa, Arthropoda, Arachnida, Ixodida, Ixodidae. The transcript has 2 exons. The record is from RefSeq and is a predicted model, not a curated record. Gene Ontology annotation, molecular function: sequence-specific DNA binding. The coding region runs from base 105 to 1262 and encodes 385 amino acids.